This is a messenger RNA of Glycine soja, 837 nucleotides long. RefSeq lists its product as uncharacterized. The coding region runs from base 134 to 643 and encodes 169 amino acids. The record is from RefSeq and is a predicted model, not a curated record. Lineage: Eukaryota; Viridiplantae; Streptophyta; Magnoliopsida; Fabales; Fabaceae. The transcript has 2 exons. Gene Ontology annotation, biological process: innate immune response.
UAGUGUGUCAUCACUGUAGUGGUUUCAGCUAUAGAAGAAAUGUAUAGUUUUCUUAAAGAAAUCCAAUCCAAUGGUAAAAUUAAGUUGAUUCUUAAUUUCUUCAAAUAACCCAUGAUCUCUGCAUAUUGAACUCAUGUUGGGUAGAGGUGAGGAAGAACUCACGAGAAUCCCAUGGCUGAUUUUGACUCAACUAAUAGUCCUCUUUCUCCUCUUCGCACUCCUCUUUUUCUUCACCCUCCUCCCUUUUGAUCCCGACCACGACCACCACAACAACCUUGUCACCGCCGACAUUCCCCCUCCGACGACGACAACCUCUUCCACUCUCUUCUUUUUCGACGAUAUUCAAAUUCACCAGAUUGACUCACCGCUUACUAAUCACGAUUCGUCGCCCACUCAUCCAACAACCACCCUGCAGCAGGGUGGCCAGAACCUAUUAAUAAAAGGCGAAAUAGCAAAGGGUCCAAGUUCAAGCAUGAGAAGGGAAGAAGAGAUUAUGGAGGAGGAGGAGGAAGCUUCAUCAUUGUAUUUUCACCCUUGUCAUUAUUUUCAGUUAGCCACGGUAGCAUUUCUCAAAUGUUUCGGCUUGGAUUCUACAUCUGAUAGCCCUUCAACACGAAGACAUAGGAAAAGAAAAGAAAGCUGAUUAUGAAAAUUAUGUAAUUGUCAGCCAUUAUGAACAGUUUCUUUAUCAAUUCUCUUGUAGCCCGAUGUUCUACGCAACUUGGUGGGACAGAAGAAAUUCUGUUCUUGUAGCAUAAUGACGCUUGCUUAAUUUAACAAAUUAACCCCACGGCAAUUGGGUAGAGAUUAGAGAAGCAAAAUCACCAAGUUGUCUUA